Saxophila tyrrhenica is the source of this 1935-nucleotide messenger RNA. RefSeq lists its product as uncharacterized. The transcript has a single exon. Gene Ontology annotation, cellular component: nucleus; cytoplasm. Lineage: Eukaryota; Fungi; Ascomycota; Dothideomycetes; Mycosphaerellales; Extremaceae. The coding region runs from base 1 to 1935 and encodes 644 amino acids. Gene Ontology annotation, biological process: circadian regulation of gene expression; entrainment of circadian clock by photoperiod. The record is from RefSeq and is a predicted model, not a curated record. Gene Ontology annotation, molecular function: DNA binding; FAD binding; deoxyribodipyrimidine photo-lyase activity.
AUGGGCAAACCGCGAGUGCUGUACUGGUUUCGUACCGACCUCCGCCUUCAUGACUCCCCAGCAUUUAAAGCGGCUCUCGACCUGAAGCCGGAAGUGCUCUAUCCCAUCUGGUGCUGGGACAGCCAUUACGUCUACCACUCUCGAGUCGGACCCAAUCGCUUCCAGUUCCUAAUCGACUGUCAGAACGACCUGUCCCAGAGUAUCACGAAGCUCAAUAAGAAGAGCAAACUGUUCGUGCUCCGCGAACCAGCUGUCACGCUGCUGCCAAAGCUGUUCAAGGCGUGGAAGAUCUCGCACCUGGUCUUCGAGAAAGACACCGAUGCGUACGGGCGGCAGAGAGAUGCGCAGGUUAUGGAGCAGGCGAAAAAGGCGGGCGUGGAGGUGAUUGUCAAGUCCGGGAGGACACUGUGGGAUAGUGAUGAGGUUGUCAAGGCAAACAAUGGCAAGCCCACCAUGAGUAUAGGCCAGCUGCAGGCAGCUGGCGCAAAGGUGGGAGACGUGGCGGCCCCGAUUGAUACUCCGAAGAGCUUACCCGAUCCUGGAGAGACCAGCCUGGACAUUGAGCAGACAAAGCCUAACGCCGGCUCAGACAUGAACGAGCAGUUCCGCGAUGGCGAAGAAAGCUCGUACGCCUCUGGCAUCGCAGGUCCCAAAAAUGACUUCGCCGUACCCAGUCUAGAAGAGCUCGGCAUGAAGCCAGCGACCACACCUCACAAGGGUGGUGAGAGCGUUGUCCUGGAUAUGCUCGAUGGAUUACUCGCCGAUGAAGAGUACACCGGCACAUUCGAGAAGCCGAAGACCUCACCAGCAGCCUUCGAGCCGCAAUCGACCUGCCUCACCUCUCCCUAUCUCCACUUCGGUGCCCUUAGCUGCCGCCACUUCUACCAUAACGUCCUGCGGGUUGUUGAGGAGCGACGUAAAGCAAAGAAGCCCGUUUCCGAGCCACCGACCAGCUUGACAGGCCAACUGCUCUUCCGCGACAUGUACUUUGCUGCACAAGCCGUGUUGAGUUACAGUUUCGGACAGACGUACAACAACUCCCACUGCCGCUUCAUCCCUUGGCAUCUCCCGAGCAAGGUUGAUGUGAACACCCAGCUCAUCACGGGUGGGUACGAAGUUGACGACGAGGAGAAGGUCAAGUGGCUGGAAAGAUGGGCACAUGGUAAGACUGGUUUUCCCUGGAUCGACGCCAUUAUGCGUCAACUUCGCUCCGAAGGCUGGAUCCACCAUCUGGCGCGACACUCCGUGGCUUGCUUUCUGACGCGCGGUGGAGCAUACAUCAGCUGGGAGCGCGGAGCAGAAGUGUUUGAGGAACUGCUGAUAGACCAUGAGGCGGCUUGCAAUAUCGGGAACUGGCAAUGGCUGAGCUGUACCGCCUUCUUCAGUCAGUUCUAUCGGUGUUACAGCCCGAUUGCGUUUGGAAAGAAGUGGGAUCCGGAGGGUAAUUAUGUUCGCAAGUUCGUGCCGGAGCUGGAAAACAUGCCGAAGAAGUAUAUCUACGAGCCGCACAAAGCUCCUAUCCAGGACCAAAAGAAGGCGGGUGUGUUCGUUGCAGGAGAUGGACAGGAGACCGAGAAAGAUGGACUGGCUGUGUAUCCCAAACCCAUGUUCGACUUCCCAACUCAACGCGAUAUCUGCUUGGACGGAAUGAAAAACGCUUAUGCGGUCGGAUUGUACGGAAAUGAUCCAAAGGUGCUCGAUGGGACGUGGAAGCAGGCUUUCGCAGAUAACGCUGAGGGGCCUACGGAGGGGAAGCAGGGCGGGCCUGGCGGAAUGAUGACGUUUGAGGAUGCUGAUGGGACGGAGGAAACGCAUGCGUCGCCACAGAAAAGGGGGGCGAAGAAGCAAGACGGAGGCUCGCCGGCGAAGACGGGUGAGAAGCGGGAGCGAAGCCAGAGCACACUCGAUGGUGCAUUCAAGAAGAAGGCGAAGUGA